AUGUAUUCAAGCAUAAAAUCAACAAUAGAGAGGUACAAGAAGGUCUCUACAGAUAAUUCAACCAUAACCUCUGUUGCUGAGGCAAAUGCUCAAUACUAUCAACAAGAAGCUACAAAGUUGCGCCAGCAGAUACAGAUCCUGACUAAUGCAAACAGACACUUGAUGGGUGAUUCGCUCAGUUCUCUAACUGUCAAGGAGCUGAAGCAGCUAGAGAACCGACUUGAACGAGGCAUGACGCGCAUUAGAUCCAAGAAGCAUGAGCUAUUGUUCUCCGAAAUCGAAUUCAUGCAGAAAAGGGAAAUGGAACUCCAGAAUGAAAAUAUGUACCUGCGAACUAAGAUAGCUGAAAAUGAGCGUGCACAGCAAGCAAAUCUGGUGACCGGGCAAGAGUUCGAGCCAAUCCAGUCAUAUGAUUCACGGAACUACUAUCAAGUGAAUAUGUUGGAGGGAGGACCAGCCUACUCUCAUCCUGAUCAGAGUCAGACAGCUCUCAAUCUUGGGGUAAUUGAGUGACGUAACAUGUCUUCAAAUGGAUCUAUGUUGUGAUUGGAUGUGAAGCUGUCUGCUUCUAGUUAUUCAAUUAUUCACUCUGGCACUGUUGCAGAAACAUAUUAAGUGAGAAAAAAACCAUUAGUAUUUACAGAAUAAGUAUGUACCUUAGAACUCCUAACAUGGAUAAUAUCCUUUUUCAUUUAUCGUUAAGAUAUAAAUAAGAAAAAGUAAUCCAAUGCA
Messenger RNA from Macadamia integrifolia, 732 nucleotides. RefSeq names its product agamous-like MADS-box protein AGL11. Lineage: Eukaryota; Viridiplantae; Streptophyta; Magnoliopsida; Proteales; Proteaceae. The coding region runs from base 1 to 513 and encodes 170 amino acids. Gene Ontology annotation, biological process: regulation of DNA-templated transcription. Gene Ontology annotation, cellular component: nucleus. The record is from RefSeq and is a predicted model, not a curated record. Gene Ontology annotation, molecular function: DNA-binding transcription factor activity. The transcript is spliced from 8 exons.